Messenger RNA from Lodderomyces oxycetoniae, 960 nucleotides. RefSeq lists its product as uncharacterized. Lineage: Eukaryota; Fungi; Ascomycota; Pichiomycetes; Serinales; Debaryomycetaceae. Bases 1 to 960 code for a protein of 319 amino acids. The transcript has a single exon. Gene Ontology annotation, molecular function: oxidoreductase activity. The record is from RefSeq and is a predicted model, not a curated record.
AUGUCUAAUCUUACGUCAUCUAUUCAAUUGACCAAAAAGUCAACUUACAAAUUAAAUAACGGUCGUUAUAUACCAGUUGCCGGCUAUGGUACAUAUUUAGUUGAUUAUAACAAGGCAAGCGAUUUGGUUUAUCAAGCAUUGAAGGAUGGGUACAGGCACGUUGAUAGUGCAAUUGCUUACAAAAAUCAAGGAAAAUGUGCAGAAGGUAUUGCUAGAUUUUUAAGAGAUUAUCCAGAUGUCAAGAGGGAGGAUAUUUGGUUUACUACCAAGAUUGACAAUAACAAUCAAGGCUAUGAAGAGACUAAAAAGGCAGUCGAGUUGAUUAGCAAUGAGGUAAAGCAACACAUUGGGUAUGUUGACUUGAUAUUGAUACACUCGCCUAAAACUAGCAAGGAGAAAAGAUUGGGGACAUACAAGGCAUUACAAGAGUACGUUUUGGACCCAAAUAAUGAAACUUUGAUUGUUCAUUCAAUUGGUGUUUCAAACUACGGAGUAGACCAUUUGGAAGAGUUGUUCAAAUGGGAAGGCUUGUUGAUAAACCCGACAAUCAAUCAGUUGGAGUUGCAUCCAUGGUUGCCAAGAUUGGCAUUGAGGAAGUAUUUGUAUGAGCAUGACAUUUUGGUGGAAGCUUAUUCGCCGCUCACUCAAGGAAUCAAGUUUAAAGACCCAUUCCUUCUCGAUCUUGCUAAGAAAUAUAGCAUUUCCCCAGCGGAGUUGCUUUUAAAAUGGUCGUACCUUCAAGGAUUCAUUGUUUUGGUCAAAUCGGAAAACCCAAAGAGAAUAAAAGAAAACUUGGACGUUUUACCUGAUCCAGUUGAAGGUGGUGAUCAGUUGGACGAGACUACUCGCUUGGGUAAAGUUGAUUUAGAUGUUGAUUUAAUUGAAGCUUUGAAUAAACCCGAUUCAAAGGAAGUUUUGACCUGGGAAGGAGUUGAUCCAACUUUGUAUAAAGAUGAAUAG